Molecule: messenger RNA, 1034 nt
Organism: Saccostrea cuccullata (small rock oyster)
Lineage: Eukaryota; Metazoa; Mollusca; Bivalvia; Ostreida; Ostreidae
Exons: 8
Coding region: 77-985 (302 amino acids)
Source: RefSeq, a predicted model, not a curated record
UUUCUUACCUUUAUAAGUCAAAUUUGAAGUAUUACUAGCAUAAAGGUAUCCUAACUGUCAGGGGUAGGCGGUUCCUAUGAUGAUCCUACUGUACGUUUUCAUAUUAAUGGUCUCUUCUUCAGAAGCUGUCAAACGAGAAUGGGCUUCGGAAGUUACAGCAUUUUCUUCACAGUACGGCUCAGGAAGCCAGUCAGCAAAACAGAUAUUGGGGAAACCAAACGCUUAUCCUAAAUAUGGUACCAAUUCAAAGGCAUGGGCACAGGGGUAUAGAAAAUGGAAUGCAAAUCAGUACAUUGAGCUGAGAUUUCCGGAAAAAAUUUGGUUAACUCAUGUUAACAUAUACGAAGUUUAUAAUGGUGGAGCUGUCACGAGAAUAUUGGCGAAAAACGAAGAAAAACGAUGGAUUGAAAUAUUUAGGGCUCCAUAUGCACAUUUAGUCAAGAAGUCAAGGAUAUUUUCCCCCCAAAUUAAAAGAGUGGAUUUCCCUGUAAAUGAGCUGAGAAUAGAAGUUGAUUGUACUGUCUCAGGGACAUAUGUAUCCAUUGACGCAGUUGAAAUCGUUGGAGGUGGUUGUCCUAGGCGGUUUAAAAAACUCGGCGAUUCUUGUUAUCUCAUCAGGAAAGCUAGAGUGUCGGCAGACACGGCGUUCGUCAACUGUUUAGAAGCCGGUGGGUAUUUGGCCAACUUUGAAACUCUAGAGGAGGCGAUGCGAAUGAAAAAAAUUCUAAAGAAAAUGGGCAGAGGAUUUAACUUCUACGUUGGAGGAAGAAAUAUUAACAGAAGAAAGCCCGGGGGAGAUUGGAGAUGGAUCAAGCAUGGACAAAUGAAUAAGAUGAAAUAUUAUGCCUUUGCUGCCAACGAACCUAAUGGGUCUGACAAGUCGCCUCAAGACUGCAUGUUCUUUUAUGCCAGAAGCCGCUACUCGUUCCACAAUAUCUAUUGUGACAAUGGUUCACAUCUUAGUGGCUAUAUCUGCGAAGCCUGAAAAUUGUCAAUUGAUUUAUAAUGCAAUAAAUUGAAAGCAUCGUAUCAUU